CGGCAGCGGGAGGACUUCCGAGUUGAGAGCGGGGGGAACCCUACUCUAAAAGGGGACUAGGGAGUCUGUGGCUCGGGGACCGGGUUAUUGGGAGAGUGAAUUGGGUUGGUCGGAGUUUCAUGCAGGACCGGGGUUCCUGGGCACCCCCCUCCUGGUACAGACACUCGAAAUGCCACCAUCGGCAAGGAAAUCGAUCAAGGAGCGCGAGCUGUUCUCCCUGACCUCAUCCUUACCAUGCGCCUCGUGGCUGAAGGUACUGCUGUGCAGCCCCCUACGCUAUCUAUGGAUGGUCCUCAUGGCCCUCACUGUGCUCUGUGUGGCCAUCCAGAUCCUAGGAGUCGUCUGGCAGUCCAGGAACGAUAAGAUAAUGAGCGAGAAGCUCCUGAAUGUUCGGUUUACCAUCGAGAUCCAGGGAACGCUCCCAACGGAGCAGAGGGACUGGGAAAACUUGCGCUCUUCGCAAGCCCCUGUCGUAGAAGAGGAAGUGAGGUCACAGGAGGAAGGAGCGCCUAAACAACCGGCCAAAGAAAAUCAGAAGGUAGCAGAACAUCAAGAUGGCAGAGAUGAGCCAGGAGUGGAGAGGAGACUCCAGGUGCAUCACCAACAUUUAAAGCUCUCAAACACUUUCAAUAAGGUCAAAGACUCCAGGAAAGAGGCAAGGGGUAAAGUUUUAGCAGUAAAGGCAGCCCUGCCCAAAGUCACACUGGGUGAUGAUGGGUUGCAUUUGGGGGUUCCCGGGUCUGUGGUUCUCCAGCUGGGCCACCCAGCUAUCAGAGUGGUAUCUACCCUGUCUCACAAACCUCUCCAGCUCCCCUUAACCAAUCAGCUGAAGAGUAGAAACAGCCUUGCCCCUCUAGGCACCAACUCUGUAGUUGCCGGGGUGAUAAGCGAGGUGAAACCGGGUAUUGCCACCUCCACCUGUCGGCCGAAGAACCACAUCGUCUUUCUAAAGACGCACAAAACGGCCAGCAGCACCAUCCUGAACAUCUUGUAUCGCUAUGGCGACAGCCGCAAUCUGACCUUCGCCCUUCCGCUGAACAUGCACAGCCAGCUGUUCUAUCCCUUCUUCUUCGCCUCACACUUUGUGGAGGGAGUUAGGAGCCGCAGUGUCAAAAAGUUCCACAUCAUGUGCAACCACAUGAGGUUCAGACCACCAGAGGUGAGGAAGGUGAUGCCCCAGGACACGUUCUACUUCUCCAUCCUGAAGAACCCUGUCGCCAUGAUGGAGUCCAUCUUCAUCUACUACAAGAGCAUUCCCGCCUUCCACAAGGCCCGCAGCCUGGACGACUUCCUCGACAACGGUUGGCGUAGUUACAACACGUCCCUGCCCAACAACCACUACGCCCGUAACAUCCUGACCUUUGACUUUGGCUUCGACAACAACGUCGCCACAGAGACGCCCGGAGACCUAGAGACGCGGGCCACCACAGCCAUUGGCGCCAUCGAGGAGGACUUCCACCUUAUCCUCAUCUCAGAGUAUUUUGACGAAUCCAUGAUCCUGCUCAAGCGCGCCCUCUGCUGGUCUCUGGACGACAUUGUGUCCUUCAAGUUGAACAGCCGGAGCGAGCGCGCACGGAACAUGCUCUCCCCGCACACCGCUGACAAGAUCAGAGCCUGGAACGCCCUUGACUGGCGGCUCUACCUGCACUUUAACGCCACCUUCUGGCGACGCGUGGACACUACGGUGGGGCGUGUGGAGAUGAGGCGGGAGGUGACUCGGCUGCAGGAGCAACGUGCCAAACUAGCCAAAAUCUGCUUGAAGGAUGGUGGUGCAGUGGACCCGUCGCAGGUACAGGAUGCAGGGCUGAAGCCCUUCCAGUAUGGAGCGGCCAUCAUCCAGGGCUACAACUUGAACCCUGGGCUAGACGGGCCUACCAAAACACGCUGUCAGAACCUGAUCACUCCAGAGCUGCAGUACACAGACACACUUUACACCAAGCAGUUCCCUGAGCUUGCCACUAAGCAGAGACAGGCCGCCAAACUGGUCGCCUCACAACGUCAGCCUGGUCCAGCCAAGGUCAGCCCAAACAAAGCAGCCAUGGCUGGGCCGGUGAGGGUGAGGGAGGCCCGACACAGUAGGACAGCCAGGAGUGGACCCAGAAACCCUAAUGCCCAGAACCAAAAUGACCCCCGCCCAACUGUUCUGUCUAAAAUCACUGCAGAUAGAAGUGACAGAAACAUGCCUUGAGGUGUGGCUCUUUCAACAUAGACUAUGGGACUAAUGGGACAAUCCACAGUAUCUCAUUGGUGCUGAGCACAGGGGUCUUUUUAAGCUGAACAGCCAAUGGCUCUGUUUUGUCUGUACAGUGAGGACGUUUCGCUGCACAUUAUGCUUACUCUGGCUGGCUGCAGUGCACAGGGCCAGUUCGCUGACUUUGGUGGCACUAGGAUAAGCUCUAGUGUUUCUACCCAACGAUACUCGACCUGUGUGGGUGGAGGGGAUGGAGUUGGGGGAGGAAGAGGAAGAGUAGGAAGGAGAGGGAGAGUGCAACUGGGGUGACUGUCCAGCCUUGACUGGUUGAUUGGAAGUAGCAUCUCAUAAACCCUCUCAUCUAAUCUCUCCCCUUGAUCUUGUCACACACUGAGGUUUACAAUUUGAACCCUUGGGGUGUACUAUAGUUUGAAAAGGAACAAUACUUGGUCCUAUUGAUUAAACUGAUUGGGGUUGGGUAAGGCCUGUAGUACAGUAGGCCUAUGUACAGUACCAGUCAAAAGUUUGGAGACACCUACUUAUUCCAGAGUUU
Salvelinus sp. IW2-2015 is the source of this 2744-nucleotide messenger RNA. RefSeq names its product galactose-3-O-sulfotransferase 2-like. Gene Ontology annotation, cellular component: membrane. Gene Ontology annotation, biological process: glycolipid biosynthetic process. Lineage: Eukaryota; Metazoa; Chordata; Actinopteri; Salmoniformes; Salmonidae. Gene Ontology annotation, molecular function: galactosylceramide sulfotransferase activity. The record is from RefSeq and is a predicted model, not a curated record.